AUGACUCCAUAAGAAAUAUAAAAUUAAUCUUUUGAGUAUAAAAAUAUAUGGUUUCGAAAUUAAUGCGAAUAAUUAAGAAUUCCUUGGACAUAUGGGAGUGAUUGGAUAUUUAUAAGUUCAAAUAAUGUUUUAUUUGAUAGUGUUGUUAACAUAUAAUAUUGUGAUUUAAGAAGAGAGAUUAAAAUUUAAUUCUCAAAUGAUAUUGUUUAAGAUGCAGGAGGAUUAUUAAGGGAAUGGGUACAUUUAUGCACAAGAGAUAUUUUUGAUAAAAAAAUAGAAAUGUUUGUUAAGACCGAUACUUAAAAUUUGGCUUAUAGAAUAAAUUCUAAUAUUGAAUAUAUUGAAUAUUUUAUUGAACUUUUUGGAUUAUUAGGUAAAAUUGUAGGGAAAUCUUUAUUUGAAAGAAUUCCAAUAAAAGCUUGCUUUGAUAGAACUAUUAUAAAUUAUAUUUUGGGUAAAAAUAAUUUAAUUAGUGAUAUAUAUUAUUAUGAUGAAAAACUUUAUAACUCUUAUAUUUAUUUGGUUAAUAAUACUUUAAAGCCAGACGAUUAUAUAGGAAAUUUUACAAUAGAAAAAUAAAUAAAUGGUAAAAUCUAAAAAUUCGAACUAAUCGAGAAUGGAGAAAAUAUAGAAAUAAAUAAUGAAAAUAAAUUGUUUUUUAUUGAGAAAUAAAUUUAAUAUUUAUGUGUUGAAUUUAUUAAGCCUUUUUUAGAAUCUAUGUGUUAGGAAAUUUAUAAGGUUAUUCCUUUUGAAAUACUAAGUAUUUUCUAAAGUCAUGAAUUAGAAAUGAUUUUAAAUGGAAUAACCUUUAUUAAUUUAGAUGAUUGGAAAAAUAAUACUGAAUAUAAAGGAAAUUACAGUAGUGAACAUCAAGUUGUAAAAUGGUUUUGGUAAAUUUUAAGUGAACUUAAUUAAUAAUAGCUUUCUAGAUUUUUAUAAUUUUGUACAGGUUGUUCAUAAACUCCUAUUGAAGGAUUUAAAAAAUUAGAAUCCAAUAGAGGAGAUUAUUAAAAGUUUGUAAUUUAAUAAGUUGAAUAUGAUAUAAAAUAUCCAUAUCCGAAGUCUCAUACAUGCUUUAAUCGUUUAGAAUUACCUAUGUAUUAAUCAUUAGAAGAUAUGAGAAAUAACAUUCAAUUAAUUUUACAAAGUGAUUUCGAAGGAUUAUUUGGAAUGGAAUGA
Molecule: messenger RNA, 1179 nt
Organism: Ichthyophthirius multifiliis
Lineage: Eukaryota; Ciliophora; Oligohymenophorea; Hymenostomatida
Exons: 7
Biological process (GO): proteasome-mediated ubiquitin-dependent protein catabolic process; positive regulation of protein catabolic process; protein polyubiquitination
Molecular function (GO): ubiquitin-protein transferase activity
Source: RefSeq, a predicted model, not a curated record